Molecule: messenger RNA, 1335 nt
Organism: Lemur catta (Ring-tailed lemur)
Lineage: Eukaryota; Metazoa; Chordata; Mammalia; Primates; Lemuridae
Product: lymphocyte antigen 6 complex locus protein G6f-like
Exons: 6
Coding region: 16-1260 (414 amino acids)
Biological process (GO): acetylcholine receptor signaling pathway
Cellular component (GO): external side of plasma membrane
Molecular function (GO): acetylcholine receptor inhibitor activity
Source: RefSeq, a predicted model, not a curated record
UCUAAACCACGGAGUAUGUGCCUUUAUCUGGGCUCUGUUUCCUCCCUGGGGAACACCAGGUCUUGGAACAAGAAAACUUCUCAGGCUCUCCCCAUGGCAGUCUUAUUCCUCCUCCUGCUGUUCCUAUGUGGAACCCCCCAGGCUGCUGUAGACAACAUCCGGGCCAUCUAUGUGGCCUUGGGAGAAGCAAUGGAGCUGCCAUGUCCCUCACCACCCACUCUACAUGGGGACGAACUCCUGUCUUGGUUCCACAGCCCUGUAGCAGGUUCCUUCACCACCUUGGUGGCCCAAGACCACGUGGCGAGGCCAGCCUCAGACCCUGGGAAACCUGGAAGGGAAUCCAGGCUCAAAUUGCUGGGGAACUAUUCUUUGUGGCUUGAGGGGUCCAAGGAGGGAGAUGCCGGGAGGUACUGGUGCGCAGUGCUGGGUCAGCACCACAACUACCAGAACUGGAGGGUGUAUGACGUCUCUGUGCUCAGAGGAUCCCAGUUAUCUGCGAGGGCUGCAGAUGGAUCCCCCUGCUCUGUCCUCCUGUGCUCUGUGGUCCCCAGCAGACGCCUGGACUCUGUGACAUGGCAGGAGGGGAGGGGUCCUGUGAGGGGCCGUGUUCAGUCCUUCUGGGGUGAUGGGGCUGCCUUGCUCUUGGUGUGUCCUGGGGAGGGGCUUCCUGAGCCCAGGGGCCGCAGACCAAGAACCAUCCGCUGCCUCAUGCCUCACAACAAAGGGGUCAGCUUUAGCCUGGCAGCUUCUCCCACCCUCUGUGCCCCUUCCACGGGCUGGGAUGUGCCCUGGAUCCUGCUGCUGCUGCUCACAGUGGGCCAGGGGGUCGCCAUCCUGGCCCUCAGCAUCGUGCUCUGGAGUCGGAGGGCCCAGGGGGCUCCCAGCCGAGGAAGCCGCAUGCGGUGCUAUGACUGCGGUGGAAGCCCCAGCAGCUCCUGCAAAGAGACCGUGACCACCUGUGGCGAGGGUGAACGCUGUGGCUUCCUGGACCGCAGACCCCAGCCAGGCCCGGGACAGAUCAAGCUAUCUGGGAAUCCCUCAGUGACCUUGAUUCGUCAGCAUCCAGCCUGCGUGGCAGCCCAUCAUUGCAAUCAAGUGGAAACAGAGUCGGUGGGAGACGUGACUUACACAACCCAUAGGGACUGCUGCCUCGGAGACCUGUGCAACAGCGCCGUGGCAAGCCACGUGGCCCCUGCGUGCGUCUUGGCUGCAGCAGCUACCACCCUGGCCUGGCUCUUGCUGGGACUGUGGAGUGGGUAGAGGGAGCAAGGGACAUCUGAACAUCUAAGGUGAAAAGACAAACACUCCUCUGUGAGCCAUUAAAAUCUAUGGACC